This is a messenger RNA of Toxotes jaculatrix (banded archerfish), 2451 nucleotides long. RefSeq names its product gelsolin-related protein of 125 kDa-like. The record is from RefSeq and is a predicted model, not a curated record. NCBI's taxonomy places the organism in Eukaryota, Metazoa, Chordata, Actinopteri, Toxotidae. Gene Ontology annotation, biological process: positive regulation of transcription by RNA polymerase II. The transcript has 13 exons. The coding region runs from base 474 to 2249 and encodes 591 amino acids. Gene Ontology annotation, molecular function: DNA-binding transcription activator activity, RNA polymerase II-specific; RNA polymerase II cis-regulatory region sequence-specific DNA binding.
CUUUUUAACCUUUAGCUUUUUUUUUUUUUAAAUUUCAGGUUAAACUGGUUUGAGAACAUUUAGUCCUUGGUUACAGUUGGAGCAUUUCUACUGUUGUUAUAGUUAAUACUGGCUUCUGAAUAAUUUAAUCUGUUUAUGGUCGUUUGCUCAUUUCUUAAUCAGUCAGCUGAUUGACUGAUUGACUGCUUUUUGAUUAGUAUUUUUUCACAUGUGGUUAUUCAGCUCACAGAUGAAGAGUAAUGAAUGCACUUGAAAUCUGUGUUGUUGUUUUUUUUUUGUUUUGUUUUUUUCAUCAGAGCCUCAUUUUCACUUUACAGAGCCCUCUGGUGGUUUGAUCAGAAAAACUUGUUAAUGCUGGGAGGUCCGUGGUGAACAUUAUCCUGGUGGUUCAGUCAUUUUGUGGGAGCGUCUCCCACUUAAGUUUCAGUUUUAUUUCGUAGGCUCAGGGGCUGCAGAGAGGACUUCUUCUCCGAAUGAAGAGGAACUGCUUGAUUAUUAGUGAUGAUGAAGACGACGACGAAGAAGAUAGGGACAGGAGAAAUAGCCUGAGGAAAAAAAAGAGAGUCAGAUAUAUCGAAGAUGAUGAAGAUGUGGAAGAGGAGGACGACGACGAUGAGGAGGAGGAAGAAGAAGAGGAGGAGGAAGAUUGGGAAGACAGUGAAAAGCCAGCCUCAUCUACCACUCACAACCAAGGGGCACCAGAAAAUAGACUUUUGCCUGUAACCUGUGGAAACAAAAAAGGCACCCUGGAUGUACAAAAACUGGGCAGGGGUGAGGAAUGUAUUUUGUGUGAGGGCCGCUGGUUUGCUCCCUCUGCCUUUGAGGGCUUUGGGGGAAAAGGCUCGAGUAAAAAAUGGAAAGCAACAAUUUUCCACAAAGAGAAACCUCUGCAGAUUUUGUUUCAGAAAGGGAUAUUAACCACUAAACGAUUUAAAAGAGGAAGUGCAUCUACAAAGCCAAAGAAAAUCCUACCAUCAAAUCAAGACUCAGAGAGCCCCUCUGAAGCCUCAGCAAUACAGAACGCUGAAGAAACUGAGGAAGAUGAUGUUAAAGAUGACGACUGGUGUCCAAGCAUUGAAGAACUGGCCGUAGAGACAGAGGAGGGAAAGGAAGAAAGCGUAGGGGCUGAAAAUAAAGAAGAGGUUGUAGACUCAGGAGAUGACAAGAGUAAAGAAGAAGAUAAGAUGGAAAAGGGAGAAAUGGAAAAUGAGGAUUUCCCUACUUUUACCGAUAACGACUAUGACAGCAGUGUUUUUGAAGAGAGGGAGAGAGAUUUGAACAUUUCAGCAUCUAUGAAAAAUGUGUUGCAGACAGUGAAAAUUGUCCUCCCGAGGCUCCGAGAGACUCUGUUUCAGACCAAGAGUGAUCAUCAGUACAAAUGCACUGAGCCUGCAGAAGAAGACAGUUGGUCUAAGCCACUGGAUGAGGACACACAGAGUGAAGAGGAACGACAGCACAACGGUUCGGCAGUAGAUGACUUCUCCGUCGCAACAGCCACACACACCCAUCCCUUGCAGAUGCCAGACGUCCCACCCACAGUUGGAGAAGUUCAGGAAGAAAAUGGAGAGAUGGGAAAUGAUGAAAGGAAAGAUGGACAGACAGAAAUGAAAGCUGAACACAGAAAUUCACCAAGACCUCAAUCUGCACCAGCUACCUCGUCACCAGACAUCAGACCUGACACUGGAUCAAUCAGCGAUCACACUGCCAACUUCAGAAACUCCCCUGUGCUGUUAGGCGCCACUAAAGCUGAAGGGGAGGAGAGAGAAGAUGAAGCGUUGGAAAUGACGCAUUGUACAAAAAAGGAGACAGAACCAAAGAGAAAUGAGCAUCUUGAUGAGUCAAACUCUGAAACCAGCUUUCAAACUGGCAACACAGAUGUGACCACAAACAUAAAAGUCACACAGUGGGGUAUUAAGUAUGAAAGCACAGAGGCAGUGGGACCUCCAACUAAACUUCACAGUGCGCCAGUUGAGUGCAAAUAUGAAAACCUGGGUUGUACAGAUGCCAUAACCUAUGACUACGAUGCUGCACAAUUACAAGAUGUGAGGCUAGAGACAAGGGAACUCCAAACAGCCCAAACGUCAGACAGCACUUAUUCCUCAGACAUGGAAGAGGGUCCGUCUAUCAGCAUUAAUCCAGAUACAAUGGAGCUUAAUCAGUUAAAGAGAGAGAAAAUAAAAAUGCAACUGAAAGUCUUAAAAUUACAAGAGGAAUAUUACACUCUGAAAAUAAAUGAACUCAAAAAGUGAAAUUAUUAGAGUGGAGAUAAGACCUGGCAAAGCAAUUACAUAGAAAUCUCAGAGGGUGUUUACUGCUAUACCUCAAAAGAAUGUUGCAGGAAAAACAUGUUACAUUAUUUUAAUCUGUUUAGAAAAAUGACUCUGUACUGUCUGUUAAGAAGCUGUCAGCUGUGGGUAUGAAUGCAUCAGCAUUGAAAUGGUUUGCAAGUUU